Molecule: messenger RNA, 1188 nt
Organism: Letharia lupina
Lineage: Eukaryota; Fungi; Ascomycota; Lecanoromycetes; Lecanorales; Parmeliaceae
Exons: 3
Coding region: 1-1188 (395 amino acids)
Source: RefSeq, a predicted model, not a curated record
AUGGCCACCGAGGAGAACAUCGCUCUUCGGCAGCGAUACGACCUUUUGAAGGGCGCAGAACACCAUAAAAACGCUCUCAUCGAGGAACUUUUACGCCGUCUAGAUGAACUUACUGAGGAUUUUCACCAAGAAAAGCUGGAUCAUGCCCGGGAAUCUCACUUUAAUCGUGAAGUUCAGCUCCAAGAAAUCCAGUUGCGAGACGAGCUGCGUAAAUACAAAGCUCUCAUGGACCGGGAUGCUUUUAUCCUGGUACUAAUAGAUGGUGAUGGCAUGAUUUUUGACGAUAGACUUGUUCAAAUUGGCGAGGCUGGGGGACGAGAAGCCGCUGGUCUGCUCUGGAACGCGGUCAUGGACCAUUUCCAAACCGACACAGACUUACCAUCCGACGUUAAAAUUGUCACAAGGAUAUAUGCCAAUCUGAAAGGCCUUGGCGAUGUCUGCAAAAGGUCAGGUAUAUUAAGUACGUCGUCCGCGAUUGAGGACUUUGCGCGAGGAUUUACCGGAAGCAAGCAAUUAUUCGACUUUGUGGAUGUUGGUGUUGGUAAAGACCGUGCUGAUGACAAAAUAUCUGGUGAGUUCCAAUUACGAUCGUCAGCUCGAGUGGCUCACAAUUCUCCAGAAAUCUUCAAGCUUCAUCUCUACGACUCUCACUGCCGGCGCAUUCUCUUUGGAUGUUCCCACGAUAACGGCUACGCUCGAUUACUGGAGGAUGUUCCUGAUAAACCAAUUCGCGAUCAGAUUACCCUUUUGGAAGGCGUUCCAUUUGAAAGAGAGCUAUUCCAGCUGAAAUCAACCUAUCGUACAACAAGAUUCGAGGGACUGUUCCGUGCUACAAAAAUCAACGUUUACAAUCAGCAGUAUCCUCAGCCGCCGGGCUUACCACCGCCUCAAGUGCAGCUAACAGCGGGAUUACCCCCCUACCAGUCACCAUAUCAACCGGGCAUUGCACGUACAAUCUCCGCAUCGCCCUCGGCGCCACUGAAUCCAGCGGCUCCCACAUGGGCUUCCGCCGCAAUGACGGCGCCUUCCCAAAUGGCUUCACCCCCCCCCACGCCUCAGCCAACUGCAUAUGUCACCAAGCAAGUGCUUCGCAACCGCUACGGCCAGCGGAUCGACCCUAUCAUGUCCUACGAUCCAAAUGAAGUCAAGCGCAUCAAAAAACUCAAGAUGUGUAACGUCCGUAAGUAG